AUGAGAUUUUUUGAGACGCGACGCCACAUAUUAAGCCGACAUAGCCUUGAGACCCUUCGAAAUGUGGCUACUCACCCUGCUUUUGGUAGUGCAUUGCGUGUUCUCGUGAUCCACCCUGAUCACCUUACAGCACGUCACCUAGCCAACUUUCGGGAUAAAGAAGCUGCUGCUGUGGAUAAAAUCAGCUAUGAACAACAUUUAGCGGAGCAGGACCAUCUUGCAGCAUCAGGCUACGACACUGCAUGUCUCGCACAAGGCCUUUCCAAGGCAACAAACUGCAGGACAAUAUUCAUUGAGGAUGAUAUUGACCACCGCCCUUGGGGGGCUCGUUCUCUCGAGAAAUUGACCGGUGUUGAACCAAACUCCACAUUGGACAGCUUAGAAAGCCGGAAAUUCUUUGCCCGCGCGAUUCAUGUCAUCUUCGCUGCUGUUGCUGCAGGUUGUGUCCCACUGGAGCGGUUUGAACUCUAUGUGGGGUUGUCUAGAGUUCCAGUGGACCCAGGAAUGCUGCAGCUCCCGGAUUUCUGCCUCACUAUGAGUCCUAUUACUUCGACACUCACAACCUUACGUUUCACAGUUGGGCCACCAGAGAGGGGAAGUGCGUUGCCCUGGGCAAGGCAUCUAGUACGAUUUAUCGUGCAGUUUUCCAGGCUUGAAGUGCUACGUCUAGGUUUUGCUUCUCGUAUUCAAGUAGGGGAUCUUAAGGCGCUAAGCGAAGGCAUUUGCCUCAAGAAUCUCCGCGUCUUGGAGAUCGACACAGUCAGUGGUACGGAAGAUCAUUUAGCUAGGCUACUUCUUGCCCAUAAAAUGACUUUGCGCGACGUGUAUCUGGAAUUAACCGAACUUCCAACUCUUGAGUCCUGGAAAUCAUUACUCACGACCGUUCGGGAUGAACUUUGUUUAGACCGCCUUGAAAUCACGGACUGUGAAGCCAGUGAUCGUAUCGUUAUGUUCGGCGACAAGCAGUUAUCAGAUUCUAUUAGCAUCCAAGGAGGGAAAAAAGUUUUGGAUAAUCUCAUCGGGACACUAACGUUGGGGAAGAUGAUCUGA
Molecule: messenger RNA, 1050 nt
Organism: Aspergillus luchuensis
Lineage: Eukaryota; Fungi; Ascomycota; Eurotiomycetes; Eurotiales; Aspergillaceae
Exons: 1
Coding region: 1-1050 (349 amino acids)
Source: RefSeq, a predicted model, not a curated record